AUGAAGCUUUGUGUAGUAUUGUGUUUAGUUUUAGUUGAAAUUUAUAGCAGUAUAUCACUUAAGAUACCUGAAGAAACUCAACAUGCUACAUGUAAUGUUUUUACUAAAGAUAUUGAGGCUUCUGCUAAAGCAACUGUUACAAGAAAGUUAAAAGGUGUAUGUUCCUCAAGUAAUAAUAUAAAUGUAGGCUUUGUAAGGAUAUAUACUAUGUACUUUUUAGGUGAUCUUAAAAAAUAUUUUACUCAGUUACAACAAAAUAUUCUUUUUGAACUUGAAGCUAUCAAAUCGGCUUUGGGAAUAGUGCAAUCACAUAAAUAUAAAAAGCUGGAAUUUUCAAAAAAAUCUUUUACAAGUAAUGAGGAGGCUGCAAAUGAUUUUGUAGAGUAUUUAGAUGAUUUGGAUGAUGGACAGCAUACAGUAACCCAUAAUAAAAAUGAGAAGAUUCUUAAAAAACUGAAUGAAGAAAUGUCAAUGUAUAAUGACACAAUAGUUGAAAGUACUGAAGGGGAUUUGUACUUUUAUUAUUGGAAAAUAACAGAAAUUAAUAAGCUUUUAAAGAAAACAGAUAUUUAUGUCAGCAGUCCAAACUUUUCAGUUUUAGGACAUAUAGUAAAAAUUAAUUUUUACCCCAACUACCUGAACACGUACAUUGGAAUAGUUUUGAAACCAGAAAGUAACUCCUUUUUAAAGAAGCACAAAAUUAUUUUUCUCGGACAAACAUAUACAGAAAACCAAAUAUCAUCAAACAUAUUGUACAGCAUGGGAAAUGACAACAUUUUCACAAUAGAACAUGCAAUGUUGGACCAGAAUUUUAUAGAAUUCAUUAUAUUUUAA
Messenger RNA from Sitophilus oryzae (rice weevil), 834 nucleotides. RefSeq lists its product as uncharacterized. The transcript is spliced from 4 exons. The coding region runs from base 1 to 834 and encodes 277 amino acids. The record is from RefSeq and is a predicted model, not a curated record. NCBI's taxonomy places the organism in Eukaryota, Metazoa, Arthropoda, Insecta, Coleoptera, Curculionidae.